AACACAGUUACCCAAACUUUUGCUCAAACAGCAUCAAAUUAGUCAAGAAAUCAUAUAACCCACGCUGUUUGCACCAAUUCAUUGCAAAAAUGGAGAAUUGAACAUCUCACCAUACAAAAAUCCAGCUCACUACUUUCAAUCUAGUACUUCACUGAUUGCCUCCUAUUCCAUUUAAAUAAAACAUAGGAGAGAUGUAGUAGGCUACAAAUGACAUGUUGAUAUCUAAGUAGACUAAGGAUAAUAGAGAGUUAUCCUGUCACUUCUAUCUUACCACCGAAGCAAGAAGACGUGCAUCAUUUAGCACUCCUACAGUCACCAACCAUAUGAUCGGUGCAAACUCAGUAUGCGUUGAGCGCUCAACGCGGACGGACGCACGGCCGUCCAACUGCGCUAGAGAGAACGUAACUCAUGUAUGACAAUGAUUUUAUUGCCCUUUUCCGGCUAUACCAGUCGGCUAGUAUGUCUGAAAUAGACGUAAAAACUUGAAGUAUUUUAGGCAAAGUACGUUUAAUUGGCAAAUUGAGAGAUAAAUUUGUGAAAAAAUUACCACUUGUUUUGGUGGGAUUCGAACCCACGACUCCGUUAUCGCUAGUCCGGCGCUUUAACCAACUAAGCUACAGAACAAGUUACAACUCUGCAGAAUAGAAAGUCAAACUGGAUUCGAAGCGCCACCCUAAACCGGGUCCGUCUUUCACAACUUUAUCUCUUCGAAUCCCACCAAAACAAGUGGUAAUUUUUUCACAAAUUUAUCUCUCAAUUUGCCAAUUGAAAGUACUUUGCCUAAAAUACUUCAAGUUUUUACGUCCGAUUGAAAACUUAUUGUUUUAGAAUCGAUUUCAGAACGCAGACAGUAGUUUUAAUAUUCAAUAUACUCAAGACAAAACUUAUGAUACAAAAUUUUGAGACGAAUUGAGGAGAAACCGAAACUCUAGAAAUAAUUCUUCUAGAAAUGGAUUCUCCAAGGAAGUAUUUAUAAAUUAAAAAGUGGCUAGCAAUAAUAUUCUUAUUGCUAGCCACUUUCUAAUUUCCAAAGACUUCGCGACCCACCAAAAAUCAGUCCGUGACCCACCAGUGGGUCGCGACCCAUAGUUUGAGAAACGCUGCUCUACUAUCUAUUGCAUCUUGCAUUGCUUUAUAGAUUACCGUGCAAAUGUUCAAUCGUCUAAAAUAUUUGUUCACACGUCAAACACCAAGGAAAGUAGCAAGUAAACAAACCGAUUAUUCCAUGCACCACCCAAAAAGUGUAACCGACGCUUAAAAUUUCUAGCAGCGGAACGAACCAAUGUAUGCUUAAACUGGUGGGAACAUAUUGUGGUGUGACAAAAAAUGUCUGCAGGGGGUCGAAUACGGUGCAAAAAAAGCAAUAUAAUGACCAUUUUUUCCGAACUGGCUCAUCAUGCAACUCAAAUGAGUUGCAUAAUGAAAAAUAGUUGUAUAAUGUUCAUAAUGAAACUCAUUUGAGUUGCAUUAUGAACAUUAUGCAACUCAAAUGGGUUGCAUUAUGAAAAAAAUCAUUGCUCAAAAUUUUGUAUGGAACUCGUUUCAAAACUCGAUUUUUUCAACACUCUUCGUAUUUAUCCAACUCGGCAAGCAUCGUUGGAUAAAUGUACGACUCGUGCUGAAAAAAUCAACUUUUUGCAACUCGUUACAUAAAUAACUAUUAUAAUUGUUUUCAAUAAUAAACUCUACAGUUUUUCGAUAGUUUGACGUUUACUGGGGUAUUAAUACACGAUCAUAAAACUAGUUAAAAUAAUCAGUUCGAACAAUAGAGUUUAAAAAAACUGUAGAGAACGACUGUUCUAUAGAAUUAAUUUUUACUGCGAUACACUGCUGGAGAUGCCUCAACAGCGACAGAAACGUGUUUGUUUACAUUAGGGCUCAAUUGAGAAUGGCAAAUGUUCCAGAAAUAAAAAUUUUGGCACUGCGCGAAACAUGAAUGUCAGUCACUUCUUCCACACCUUUCUAAUAUACUCUCAUUGGCGCAGUGGUGCACUGUUUUAUAUCAGAUUCAACGUGUGACAGACGUAAACGAAAAUCACAUCAGUGUUCUUAUUCUAAAGCAUUUUCCAGAACGUAAGAAAGUGUGCAGCGUAAAAAGUUUCAAGUAAACCAAAAUAAAUACACAGCCCAAGGGAAAAUCUCUAUAAGCUAAGACCUUUCGAACUAAGUCAGCUGAAUACGUGCAAUAAGUGUAGAUCGACAACCAAGUCGACAACAUAAACGUUGUAAGAUGUCCAACCUUCAGAAGCGACCACCGGCUUCAACCAGCAUGGCAAAGUGCCAACAACCUCCGCAAGAGGAGCAGAGCGCCGAUUCUGUUUGUCGUGUCUGUAUGGGCAGGGCAUCCGAUGCUGGCCAGAUGGUUGGAUUGUUCGAUGGACAGAUACAGGGAACGAUCCUCGCCGAAGUGUUGACCCUGGUUGGAUCAGUGGAACUGGCGACGAAAGACGAUCGACUGCCCAAGUGGUGUUGCGAGAGGUGUCUGAAGGCCUUGGAGAGUGCCUACAAACUAAGAAUGUUGUGCCAGGACUCGGACCGGAAACUACGGGAUGCAUUGUCAACGGCUGAGGAAACCGUUGUGGUGAAACAGGAAUUCGAUGAAGAUUCUAGGGUUGGAGAUGGGAUGCUGGAUGUUGAGGAAGCUGUUCUCUCGGAAAGUAUACAAUUGCCCAAGUUAGAGAUUAUGGACUGUUUAGAGGAAGAUGAGAUAACGGAUGACGGUGAUGGAGAAGACGAUAUGGUAGAAGCUGACGGCGGCGUAGACUCGGAUGUCGAUGAGGCAGAGCAAGAUAAGGAUGAAAAGACGUCGGAAAAAGUAAAUAGGCCUACCCAUGGAAGGAAGCCCUUGAAUCCGGAUGUAUUCGACGAGGUAGAAGCCGUAGGUUUCAAAUGUUGUGGUUGUAAAGUCACGUUCAACACUUUGAACGAACUUCAGGCUCAUUCAAAGGAAGCUCACGCCGACAAAAAACUGGCAAUACAGGAAUUGCAACGCAAGAAGCAGUGUGAUAUCUGUUACAAGGUGUUGUAUAAUGACCUUUCUGUACGUAAUCACCAAUAUAAAAACAAACUGAACUUUCGAUGCAAGGUUUGUGGAGAAUUGUUUUGGAGUCGAAAGAGGGUGUGCCUUCAUUAUGAUCGGGUACACGGCCCGAACCCAGUGAUCAAGGGUCCUUCGAAAGUUUGCUGUGGGUGUCUGGAGAAAUUUGAAACUGAAGAACAGCUUAGGGCGCAUAGUUUAGCGGUACAUCUGCCAGAAAAACCUCCGCCAGAUCCUACCCGUCCAUACACUUGCAAAGUUUGCUAUCGCUGUUACAAAUCCGACGGGCUGCUGUACACCCAUCAGUCCCGAAUGCUCAGGGACACCAAGAAGCACGUGUGUGCCCAAUGUGGAUUGACGUUCCGAUAUCCCGGAGAGUUGGAACACCAUAAAGUGGCACACACUGGCGAAAAGAAGUUCCAGUGUACAAAUUGUCCCAAAGCAUACAGCAAUUGGGAUAGCUUCCGAAGGCAUGUCAACAAUCACAAAGUGCCAGCGGAUAAGUACAAAUGCAAGAUUUGCGGAGAUAUAUUCAAAACACGCAAUGGAUUGAAAAGGCACACGCUACAUCAUACCGGAGAGCGUCCGCACAAGUGCCCUCACUGUCCAGCCACUUUCACUGUGCCUUCUGGGUUAAGAUGCCAUUUGUUGACGCACACCGAUGAAGAAAAACUACAAUGUCCAAUUUGCAGGAAACCGUUCAAGCGGAAUGCGGCACUCAAGCAGCACAUCCAAUAUAUUCAUCACAAGCAAAAGUCCCUACGCCUGCUUCUUCUGCCCCAAUCGAUACCAGCGGAAACACCAGCGCAAACAACACAUGCUUCAAGUCCAUCCCAAGGAACUACAAAGCAAUCCACUUCCUUCGAUCGAGCUACUCGGUAACCCGUGGUCGUUGCGACAAAGGACCGAAGAAGAUUUUUUACGAGAACUGGGCAUGGUAGAAUGAAGCUGUGGAAUGAAUAAUUAUUCAUAUUUAUCUUUUAUUGGACGAACGUUUUAAAAAUAAAGCUUUCAUGCAUCAUUACUUCGUUGGUUUUUCAUUGCUAUAACUUUCUCAAUGCGUACUUUAUGUUAUCUUGGAGAACAAAAGUACUCACGGCUAUUUCAAUGUGGAAAGGAAGGAUAUACGGGACUUAUUCUAAAUUACUUAAAUAACUUAAUAAUUGUUUUCAAUGAUAUACUCUACAGCUUUUUGAUAGUUUGAAGUUUACUGGGGUAAAUACAUGAUCAGAGUUUAAAAAAAACUGUAGAGGACGACUGUUCUAUAGAAUUAAUUUUUACUGCGAUACACUGCUGGAGAUGCCUCAACAGCGACAGAAACGUGUUUGUUUACAUUAGGGCUCAAUUGAGAAUGACAAAUGUUCCAGAACUAAAAAAGCAUUUUUUCCAAAAAUGAUCCACAAGUCGCAGAAAAUAAGAAUGACCGAUUGUUUAUUAUGACAAUCGGACACGCUGGUUUUGUUCGCUUUUUUGUCAUUCUGGAGAAAAGUGAUUUUUCAGUUCUUGAUAAUAUGCGAUUUUCAUUUGAGCCUUCAUGAAAUCCUUUUGACAUGUUGAACCAGAGAUAGAGUCGAAAAAAAGCUGUAGUUUACUGAAUAUUUUGGGCACUGCGCGAAACAUGAAUGUCAGUCACUUCUUACACACCUUUCUAAUAUACUCUCAUUGGUGCAAUGGUGCACUGUUUUACAUCAGAUUAAACGUGUGACAGACGUAAACGAAAAUCACAUCAGUGUUGUUAUUAUAAACUAAAGCAUUUUCCAGAACGUAAGUGUUCGGCGUAAAAAGUUUCAAGUAAACCAAAAUAAAUACACAGCCCAAGGGGAAUCUCUAUAAGCUAAGACCUUUCAAAUCAGCUGAAUACGUGCAAUAAGUGUAGAUCGACAACCAAGUCGACAACAUAAACGUUGUAAGUGCAGAUGUCCAACCUUCAGAAGCGACCACCGGCUUCAACCAGCAUGGCAAAGUGCCAACAACCUCCGCAAGAGGAGCAGAGCGCCGAUUCUGUUUGUCGUGUCUGUAUGGGCAGGGCGUCCGAUGCCGGCCUGAUGGUUGGAUUGUUCGAUGAACAGAUACAGGGAACGAUCCUCGCCGAAGUGUUGACCCUGGUUGGAGCAGUGGAACUGGCGACGAAAGACGAUCGACUGCCCAAGUGGUGUUGCGAGGGGUGUCUGAAGGCCUUGGAGAGUGCCUACAAACUAAGAAUGUUGUGCCAGGAUUCGGACCGGAAACUACGGGAUGCAUUGUCAACGGCUGAGGAAACCGUUGUGGUGAAACAGGAAGUCGAUGAAGAUUCUAGGGUUGGGGAUGCGAUGCUGGAUGUUGAGGAAGCUGUUCUCUCGGAAAGUAUACAAUUGCCCAAGUUAGAGAUUAUGGACUGUUUAGAGGAAGAUGAGAUAACGGAUGACGGUGAUGGAGAAGACGAUAUGGUAGAAGCUGAUGGCGGAGUAGACUCGGAUGUCGAUGAGGCAGUGCAAGAUAAGGAUGAGAAGACGUCGAAAAAAGUAAAUAGGCCUACCUAUGGAAGGAAGCCCUUGAAUCCGGAUGUAUUCGACGAAGUAGAAGCCGUAGGUUUCAAAUGUUGUGGUUGUCAAGUCACGUUCAACACUUUGAACGAACUUCAGGCUCAUUCAAAAGAAGCCCACGCCCACAAGAAACUGUCCAAUCAGGAGUUGCAACGUAAGAAGCAGUGUGAUAUCUGUUACAAGGUGUUGUCCAAUGACCUAUCUGUAUGGACCCACCAACAAAAAGACAAACUGAACUUCCGAUGCAAGGUUUGUGGGGAAUUGUUUUGGAGUCGACAUAGGGUGUGCCUUCAUUAUGAUCGGCUUCACGGCUCGAAUCCAGUGAUCAAGGGUCCUUCGAAAGUGUGCUGUGCAUGUCUGGAGAAAUUUGAAACUGAAGAACAGCUUAGGGCGCAUAGUUUGGCGGUACAUCUGCCAGAAAAACCUGCGCCAGAUCCUACCCGUCCAUACACCUGCAACGUUUGCUAUCGCUGUUACAAAUCCGACGGGCUGCUGUACACCCAUCAGUCUCGAAUGCUCAGGGAUGCCAAAAAAUAUGUGUGCGAUCAGUGUGGAAAGGCGUUUCGAUAUCCCGGAGGGUUGAAAUAUCAUAAAAUAGCACAUACUGGCGAAAAGGUGUUCCAGUGUACAAAAUGUCCCAAAGCUUACAGCAAUAGGGACACCUUCCGGCAACAUGUAAGCGGCCACAACAUGCCAGCGGAUAAGUACAAAUGCAAGAUUUGCGGAGCUAUAUUCAAAACACGCCAUGGAUUUAAACAGCACACGCUACAGCAUACCUGGGAGCGACCGUACAAGUGUCCUCACUGUCCAGCCACUUUCGCUGUACUUUCUGAGCUAAAUGGCCAUUUGUUUACGCACACCGAUAAAAAGACUCUAGAAUGCCCAAUUUGCAGCAAGCAGUUCAAGCGGUCUGAGGAAGUCAGGAAACACCUCAAAAAUAUUCAUCACAAGCAAAAACCCUUCGCCUGCUUCUUCUGUCCCAAAGAAUACGCACGGAAAGACAGUCGCAAACAACACAUACUCCAGGUUCAUCCCAAGGAACUACAAAGUAAUCCGCUUCCUCCAAUCGAGCUAAUUGGUAACUCGUGGUCGUUGCGACUAAGGUCGGAAGAAGCCGUUCUACGACAGCAGGGCAUGAUAGAAUAAAGCUGUGGAAGGGUUAACUAUGUAUCAAUCAUUAAUCAGACGAACGAAUCUCUAUACGUUGAUGUAUCAGUAAUCUGUCAAUGAUAAAUAAUAAAUAUAUAUAUAUAUUUUUU
Messenger RNA from Aedes albopictus (Asian tiger mosquito), 6818 nucleotides. RefSeq names its product zinc finger protein 808. Gene Ontology annotation, biological process: regulation of transcription by RNA polymerase II. Lineage: Eukaryota; Metazoa; Arthropoda; Insecta; Diptera; Culicidae. Bases 4954 to 6705 code for a protein of 583 amino acids. The record is from RefSeq and is a predicted model, not a curated record. The transcript is spliced from 5 exons. Gene Ontology annotation, cellular component: nucleus. Gene Ontology annotation, molecular function: zinc ion binding; RNA polymerase II cis-regulatory region sequence-specific DNA binding; DNA-binding transcription factor activity, RNA polymerase II-specific.